Dermatophagoides farinae (American house dust mite) is the source of this 2987-nucleotide messenger RNA. Its product is annotated as apoptosis-resistant E3 ubiquitin protein ligase 1. Lineage: Eukaryota; Metazoa; Arthropoda; Arachnida; Sarcoptiformes; Pyroglyphidae. Gene Ontology annotation, cellular component: cytosol; cytoplasm. Gene Ontology annotation, biological process: protein polyubiquitination; negative regulation of apoptotic process; ubiquitin-dependent protein catabolic process. The record is from RefSeq and is a predicted model, not a curated record. Gene Ontology annotation, molecular function: ubiquitin protein ligase activity.
CGUCAUAGUCGUUUGUCAUUCAUUUCAUUCAUAUAAAAUCCAUUCAUUCAUACUACGUAUUUGUGUUUACAUCGGAUAAUUAUUUCGGAAUUGCAUUUUUUUGUUCUGUUUUGUUUUGUAUCAAAUUCCAUCUUUAUAUGUAACACACACAAAGAAAACUUUUUGUCAUUUGCCAUUUCAAUAUCAAAUUUUGUCAAUUUCAUCAAAUACUAAAUAAAUAAUCAAAACAUUAAAACGACGACAAUCUGAUUAAAUAAUAUUUACCCGCACACACUACCCACCCACCACACACACACACACAUACAACGGCGAAUGUAAAUAAAUACCUAAUAUUUAUCCGAAUUUGUAGUUAAAUUUGUUUUAUAUGUUGUGAUUCCUUUGAUCAUAUUGAAAAUGAUCUCGAAUCUACAAUUCAGUUACAAAGAAGGUAAAUCUGGUUUUCUCACAUUCAUUACUGGCAGUUAUUUGGCACCACAGAAUUGUAAAGUGAUAUUUGAUUGGCAAUCACCGACUACCGUCUCCAAUUUAGCUACAUUCAUAAUCAAAUUUUAUCAACGUAAUCAUAAGCCAUAUCCAAUAACUGCUGAUGAUCGAGUUUCGGUACACAUAACGAAUGGUUCACAAGUUGUGCCUUGUUCCAUCGAAUUUGGUGAUUUAAAUCCAUCAUUGGCGAAUGUCGCUCGUGUCACUUUUUCACCAAAAAAAUCUGGCAAUUAUACGAUAAAUAUUCUGGUUGGAAAUACGUUCACCCAUUUACGUGGUUCACCAUUUACCGAUAUAUAUUUCGAACCAUUAACACCUUCUCCUCAUGAAACAUUAUUCGUUAAUCACUGUUCAACAGUUGUUUGUACUGCUAGAAAUCUACAUGCUUUGAUCAUUGAAACAAGAGAUCGAUUUGGUAAUCUCUGUCUACUUGAUAGUCAAAUCAAUAAAAAUUUUGAUGAAAGUUCCGAUUUUAAAGUUGUUUUUACCGAAGUAUCGACCGAACGAAGAAUCGAUACUUGCUAUUUUUGGAGAAGAGAAAUUUCCGAUAAUUCACGAAUCGCUCUCAUUAUCGCAUUCGAAUCAUCCGGUGUAUAUCAUGCUCUUGUAUCAUACAAAGGAUCUUUGUUGAAAAAUGGUGAUUUUAAUAUUGUUUGUCUUACACAAAAUGAAGCAGAAAUAGUGAAAAAAUGUACUUUACACUCCAAAAGUUGUUAUUUCAAUGCUCGAUUAUUACCGCCACGAUCUUGUCCAAAAGAAAGUUAUACGGUUGAUGACAAAACGAUUAAAUUAAAAAAUGUCGUUUGUUUCAUAUCGCCAAAACAGCUAAAAAUUAAUCAAUACUUUCUUAAAAUAAUACCAAAACGACUGGCCACAUUUAGGCUAUUGCCUUCGACCAAGUUCUAUUUCACUCGUAAUAACCAUCAAAAUCUUUGCAACCCUAACAUAUUGACACCAUCAACACCGUUAUCAUUGAGUACUUAUGAUUUGCAAUCAUCUAUCGUCAAUGUACAAUGGGAAUCUUCUAUCAAUCCAGAAGAAUUCAUCAUGAUUGAUGAUGGAUCUCAAACACCGAUCGAACUAGUCAGUUCUAAUCGUAACAUUAUUGUUGCUAUAUUUACUCAUUUUCUUUUGAAUCGUAUUGGUGGUAGUGAAUCGUUUCGUGAUAAACAAGAUUUUUUCUAUUCGGAAGUUCGUCGCCAUCAUCAAAAGAAUAACUAUACACCCGGUCGAAUUCAUUUGAAAAUAUCCCGUGAAUGCUUAUUAGAUUCUUCGAUGAAAGCAGUUCGUUCCCCAAGUGAUUGGUGCAAAAAAUUCGAAAUUGAAUUCAUUGGUGAAAAUGGAAUUGAUUGGGGUGGACUUAGGCGAGAAUGGUAUACAUUACUAUGUAAAGCUUUGUUCGAUCCUAAACCAUGUUUGAUCGAAGGCUCCGACAAUCUGGUUGAAGCACCAUUAUUCAUGCGUUUUAAAAAUGAUAAACAAGGACUCAUCCACCCCAAUCCUCAUUGUAGAAGAUUAACAGCGUAUGAAUUUGCCGGAAGAUUGGUUGGAAAAAGUUUACUUGAUUCUUCAUUCGGUUCGAAUGGAAAAUGUUUGAUUAAUGCUCGUUUUUGUCGAUCAUUUUUGGCCCAAUGGAUUGGAUUACGUGUGAAUUAUCGUUAUUUCGAACAGGAUGAUCCAGAUCUUUAUAUAAGCAAGAUUAAAUUUAUUUUGGAAAAUGAUUGCUCAUCCCUGGACUUAUGUUUCUGUGAUGAAGAAUAUGAUAAUAAUGGAAAACUUAAACGUAUUGUCGACCUUAUUCCGAAUGGUUCCAAUAUUCAAGUGACUGAAGCAAAUAAGAUUCGAUAUUUGGAUGCAUUGGCCCAAUAUCGUUUAUCGACUAAAGUUAAGGACCAAAUUGAAGCAUUCCUUAAAGGACUCAACGAUUUGAUACCGGACAAUUUAUUGAGCAUAUUUGAUGAAAAUGAAGUCGAGCUUUUGGUAUGUGGUGCAAGCACAUAUUCUCUAUCGGAUCUAAGACUUAAUUAUGUCGUAACCGGAGCUAUCUAUGAUUUCCAAAAGGUAGUCGAUUGGUUUUGGCGUUCUUUGGCCAAUUUUUCCGAUGAAGAAUUCGCACGUCUUUUACAAUUCACCACCGGAUGUUCAAUACUUCCGCCUGGUGGAUUUUCCGAAUUGAAUCCACGUUUUCAGAUUACAUCCUCAUUAACUUAUGGGACCUUACCGACAGCACAUACGUGUUUCAAUCAAAUUUGUCUUCCGGAUUAUGAUUCAUUUGAAGAUUUUGAUCGUUCACUUAGAAUAGCAAUCACCGAAGGAUCCGAAGGCUUUGGUUUAGUUUGAUAUGGAAACGAAACUGAAAAUGUUUUUCGUUGUAUUUUUUUUUGAAAAAUGUACUCGUUUUUGUUUGUAAAUAUAUGUGUGGUUCUUAUUAUAUAAGAUGAUUUAAUUUAAGCAUGUUUUUACAUUCAAAUAAAUUGUCAAAUAAAAUGGGGGUGAGAAAAAAA